This is a messenger RNA of Camelus dromedarius (Arabian camel), 4306 nucleotides long. RefSeq names its product interleukin 34 (gene IL34). Gene Ontology annotation, biological process: positive regulation of macrophage differentiation; positive regulation of monocyte differentiation; positive regulation of cell population proliferation. The record is from RefSeq and is a predicted model, not a curated record. Gene Ontology annotation, molecular function: macrophage colony-stimulating factor receptor binding. Bases 923 to 1630 code for a protein of 235 amino acids. Lineage: Eukaryota; Metazoa; Chordata; Mammalia; Artiodactyla; Camelidae. The transcript is spliced from 8 exons.
UCCCCGCCCUUCCCACCAGUCGGGAAGCCUGGAUUGUGGACUAGGGGAAGCCACAGCCUCUCCCACCUGGCACCCACUGCCCCCAGCGCCUAGGCACCUGCUCCGAGCCCCUUAAAGCUGCCAGCAGAGCCCUAGAAGACUGCAGCCUGGUAGGUUGACAGAUGAAGAAACUGAGGUGCAGGGAAGACUCCUUGCUUCCCACAGUCACACAGGUGGGAUGAAGCAGCGCAGAGGAUCCACCCGACCCUGCGUCAGCUGCUAGUUGCUUGGAUCACCUUGUGUGCCUGGCCUCACCUUUCACGUGACCCCACCCCACGCUCCAGCUGCACUAGGCCUCGGCUCCACCAGAUUUGAGAGUCUGCAGGCCGCCCUGCAUUGCCUAGGUUGGCUCCUUGCUCUUGCCCUAUGCCACCCCUGCUCUCACUCAAGAUAAUUCAAGACACCACCAGCCUCAUCAGCCUCAUCAGGACCCUGGGCUGGCCCCCCACUCCAGCUCACCGUGAAAGGGAGGCCCAGCCAGAAGACGCCUCCAAGCUGUGCAUGAGCCAGAUUUCACACUGAGCAGCUGCAGACAGAGAAAUCAGAGAAAGCACAACCCAGCCUCAGAUUCCGAGGGGCCUGCUGGGGACUCUUUCCUGCUCAGAAGGAAGACCCUGAGGCAGCUGUCUCAGGCCAGGUCCUGGCUGCAAUGGAACUUACAACCACUGCCCCCCAGCUGCCCUCUGCACUGCCAGGCAGAUAAGGAUAAGCCCUGCCCAGGACUACCUGCUACCUGCUGCUGGGCUGCUCCUCUGUGACCAGCCCUUCCUCGACUUUGGCCACCUUUGCUGACCUGAGGCCAUGUAGGCCCCACUUGGGCCUCUGUGAAUAGAACACUACUGGGGAAGCCACCUCUGCUCUCUGGGGGACCCAGUGCACCACCAUGCCCAGGGAACUCGUCUGGCUGCGCUAUCUCGGGAUCCUCCUUGGCAUGGCCUUGGGGAACGAGGGAUUGGAGUUGUGGCCCUUGACUCAGAGUGAGGAGUGCGCCAUCACUGGCUUUCUGCGGGACAAGCUGCAAUACAGGAACCGCCUUCAAUAUACGAAACACUACUUCCCCAUCAAUUACAGGGUCAGUGUGCCUUAUGAGGGGGUGCUUCGAAUAGCCAACAUCACCAGGCUGCAGAGGGCCCGGGUGAGCCAGCAGGAGCUGCGGUAUCUGUGGGUCUUGGUGAGUCUUAGUGCUACCGAGUCAAUGCAGGAGGUUCUGCUCGAGGGCCAUCCAUCCUGGAAGUACCUGGAGGAGGUACAAAGGCUGCUGCUGGAUGUCCAGCAAGGCCUCACGGGUGUGGAGGUCAGCCCCCAGGUGGAAGCGGUGUUGUCCCUCCUGAGUGCCCCAGGAAGCCUGAAGCUGGUGCGGCCCAAAGCCCUUUUGGACAACUGCUUCCGGGUCAUGGAGCUGCUGUACUGCUCUUGCUGUAAACAAAGCUCCGUCCUAAAUUGGCAGGACUGUGAGGUGCCAAGCCCUCAGCCUCACAGCCCAGAGCCCUUGUCACAUUGUGUGGCUGCCCUGCUGUACCCUCCACCCCAGCAGUCCCUCACCUCCCUGCCCGGCUCCUCGGGAUCCAUGGCCAGACUGCCGGCUCAGUGAAGCUGCUGAGGGUAAAGGCCUCCUGCCCUGAGUUGUCUGAAUGGUGACCUGGGUAAGGCAGCUGAAGGAGUUCCUGCAAGAGAUGGACUGGGCCUAAGACUUCACUGGGUGGUGGUGGGGAGAACUUCUUGGGAGAGGAGGCCCAGGGACAGGGGCUUCCUCUGAGGGGAUUCUGUGCCUGAGAAGGCUCCACUUCCCACCUUCUGUACCUCACAUGGUCUCACCUGGAGUGGUGAGGGCUGGGGACACCUGAAGGUGGACAAAGACAGAGCCUGUGGCCCCUCCUGGCUCUGCGCAGUUCCUCUUCCCUGAAGGCAGUGCUGAUUGUUUCCUGAGCCCAAAAAGGCAAGAGCUGUUCCAGGUGGGCAUGGUGGGGACAUGACUCAGCAGGGCCAGGAGAGGGCAAAAAGCCUGGGGAGAGGGCAGAGCCACAUCUUUUAUUUUUUUCUAUUAAACACCCGCUUUGUUUUGGUUUGGUUUGGUUUUCAUCUUUGAGGGUGAACUCUGAGGCCAUUUCCCCCUCCCCUCUAGUUGGCCAAGUGCAGGAGGCAGGAAGAGCAGGAUGGUCUGGUCUGGUCUGGGUCUGAAGAUUCAGAUUUGGAAUGGUUGUGGCGCCUUAACCAGGGCUCUGGAAUGGUGGGAAUUUGAGGGAUUGUUUCUUCCAGUCCUGCCCCGGCCCGUGAAGCCUCAAGAAGCCUGAUGUGUCAGUGCCUCCUGGCUACCCGCCCACCCUCUCUCCCUCCAUCUGGCAGUCCCAAGCCUGCCCCAAGCAGGGUCAGAGCUGAGGCAAAAGCAUGGGUCCGGGCACAAGAUAUGGCCACUCCUGCCCACCUCCAAACACAGAGCCCUGCAGAGAACCCCCCACCCCUGGCCGGGAACUGGGAAGGGCAAAUGCUGGCAGAGGCUGCUGGGGGCGGCAGGUAAGCGGCAUUGGAGUAAGCCAGGCAGAGGCAGGGGUGUUACAGUACAACUUUAUUAAUACUGGAAUCUUCACAGUGCAUUUGUUACUUGUAGCAGUGACUAUUUAAAUCAAGGGGAGGAUGGGUUGCGGGAGGCAGGGGGGAGGAAAAGAUAAUUUAUCCAUAAACAGACAAAAAGAAAAGAAACAAAAUGGUUCAGAUGGGAUGGGGGUGGGGUGGUGGAAGGAAAAAAAAGUGAGUAGGAACCAGGAGGGGAGGCCUAGGGUGGGGAAAUAAAUUAAAAAAAAAGGAACAAGUUAACAACAGCACCAGAAAAGUUACUUCAGUCAAAAGACGCUUUUGAAAAGAAUAUUUCUCUGUACAAAAAGAAAAAUGAAACAAACAUAAAGAAGUCCCCCAAAACAAACUUUGUGAUGUGGGAUGGUUGGCUGGGAUCCCAAAGGGGUGGGCCUAUGAGGUGGUUACUAAAUGGACGAGAGUUGGUCAAGGGGAUGGAGGAAUUAUGUACAGCCCUGGGGUGGCUUAGAGGGGAAGGCAGACGUGGGAGCAUGGGGUUGGGGGGUGGCUGUGCCACACCCAUCCCCUCCCUGGCUCUCUGAAGCCCCCUCCCCUCCCCUGGGGGCAAGCUCUUCCUCAUGGGGACUCAGCUAUACCCCCACCCCACUGCCCCUUACCCUGCUAACAUCACAUGACCUGCAUCUUACCUCAGCCCACCUGGGCAAACCUGGGGUAGGGGGGCAGUGUAACCCCCCCCCCCCCAAGGGUUUCACAAAUAGGCCACUUGCUCUCUGGGGCCUUUCAGGCCUUCCCUUCUCGGGCCCUUCUCCAGGUGCGCUCAGCAAGGCUCCUUUCUCAGACCUAGCGACUUACAGGUACCGUUCUCUACCCGCUUUCGGGGAGCCCAUGGGGCUCCAUUCACUCAGGGCUACCCUUGGUUCCCCAGCCCUGACUGGCCCGCCCUGCCUCGCCCCCAUUUCCCAGCACAACAACUACCAGAAGCUCCAGCCUGGUGCUGGGAGACUCGCCCCAGCCCCAUCCCAUCCAGACCAGGAAAAGCCAGCUCUCCUGACCCUGGGAGGUCCCUGCCCUGUGGCCCUGCUGCCCUGCCGCACUUGGCUGGCCUGCAGGGCCACAGGAAGCCCUCCGCUUGCCCUUGGCACACGUGCUUUUUACCUGCUUAGAGUUGGCGUGACAACUGGUGUGGGGUGGGAGGAGGGGAGGUGGUGGUGAGGAAGGGUGUACUCCCCUCCCUGCCCCCACCACCAGCACAAGACCAGGAUGCGGGGACCAUCCUGGAAUGGCAUCUCCUCUGACAACAGAGAGUCAAAGCCAAUCUCCCCUACUCCCUGACUCCCACUCCGUCUGCUGCAGACCAGCAGGAGGUCCCGCCCCCAGCCCUCUCCAGCCUCAUUUUGGCUUUGCUCAAGCCGCUGGAGAGAAUAGCUGCCCCCUGGCUUUGGGGGGGGGGCUUUUUGGCUCUCCUCCUCCUGCCAUGGGACCACCAAGCCACUGUUGGGCCCCCUGACCCUCAGGCACUCUUGGACACACCCUGUACCGUCUACCCUGUCCCCACACACAGUCCUUGUCCAGUCAGCUCCAUUUUAUUAUAUAUUCAUAAAAGAACCUUCCCUGUCCCAGCUCCAAACCCUGCCCCCAAAGGUGGCCAAAACCAUGAUCAAAGUGCCACCAGAGUUAAAUUGUCUCCAUGUGACCAGGUGAGGCUGGAAUAUGAAAGUAGCUCCUGGGGGACUGGCUA